Molecule: messenger RNA, 168 nt
Organism: Penicillium oxalicum
Lineage: Eukaryota; Fungi; Ascomycota; Eurotiomycetes; Eurotiales; Aspergillaceae
Exons: 1
Coding region: 1-168 (55 amino acids)
Source: RefSeq, a predicted model, not a curated record
AUGGACAUUAGCACUGAUAGACCUACAGGUCUACAAGGCAAGGAAGCAAUCUGGAGGCGAGACAACUGGGAUUGGGAAGUCUAUCUCAGGAAGAAGGAAGAAGAGAGAGGGAAAAACCCACGAGCGGGAGAAAAAACCCUCAAGGCACAUGACUGCUGCUGGCCCUAG